Molecule: messenger RNA, 1961 nt
Organism: Habropoda laboriosa
Lineage: Eukaryota; Metazoa; Arthropoda; Insecta; Hymenoptera; Apidae
Gene: Drep2
Product: hybrid signal transduction histidine kinase B
Exons: 5
Coding region: 91-1635 (514 amino acids)
Biological process (GO): regulation of apoptotic process; apoptotic process
Source: RefSeq, a predicted model, not a curated record
GCCGCGAUAAUGCGACCUGCAGCUUCCUUGCUCGUUCCUUCUGAAUAAGUGCUUGCUGGGACGGUCCCUUACCUGCAGGGAUAUGACGUAAUGGCAAGAGAGGAGCUACGGAGCAAGAGACCUUUUAAGAUAUGGGACAGCUGGCGUAACGUAAGAAAAGGACUGGUUGUUAGCAAUUUCGAGGAACUGAUACACCGGGGCAAGGAAAAAUUGGGCGUGCCACAGAACGAGAAUGUCUCUCUAGUGUUGGAAUCGGACGGGACUCAGGUCGAGGACGGGGAAUACUUCAAGACUCUAGCGAAUAACACGAUCCUGCUGUUGCUGCGGCAUGGUGAACGCUGGUUUCCAACGGGGGUCGACAUCAUACGCGCCGCGAUUUCAGCCAUACCGAAAAUAGUCUGCGAGACGAUCCACGCGCUGGAGUUGCACGAUGAGACGCCGUCGUGGAAGAUCAUGGACAAUAAGGGACGGGUCACGGUGGUGCUGCACUGGGACCAGCGUUCAUCCACGUCGUCGCAGGUGCAACAGCAGCAGAAGGGUCCAGACGCGCAAACCUCCAAGUAUUCGCCAACGAAGAAAACCGAUCUGAGUGGCAGCCAGCGACCUUCGCUGGUCAUCCAGACCAGUUUGGACAAGCUCAAUUACAAUAGCAAGUCGGGACACCUGGCGGGGGAGAUCGGUCCCAGCCGCUACACCAGCCCUCAAAUCACUGUGAUAAAUCAUGACGACAUGCAGCAGCAGCCGCCGCAGCCACAGCCGCACGGGAUCCCAGGUCGACUGGUGAAGCAGGGUACCAACUCGUUCGACAGCACCACCAUCCAUAUCCACACGCCUGAGUGCUCUAACCACAUUCACCAGCCUGUCGUGAGGAACGGUAGCCCUGUGAACGGGGCAGUUGGUGGAGCCAGCGGAGAAUGCGACUUCCAUUGCUGUGCGCUACACGAGGAGGGUCGCAGAAUCGCUGUGCACAAGUCUGUGGCCACCUCGCCGAUCCAGGAUGCACAACAUCAGCAGUAUCAGCAGCAGCAGCAGCAGCAGCAGCAACAUCAUCAUCAGCAUCCCCAGCAACAGCAGCAACAGCAACCGUCGCAGACGCAAACUUCGUCGCCUCAACCUCCGUCCUCGUUGUCGGACGGUACCAGGCGACCCGGUCUGGCGAAAGGUCACGUGAGAUUCUGCGACACCGCCGACGAGGAGUCUAGUUCGCGUUUGGCCGGCAACUCGGCUGGCAGCUUUCAUCUCCACCAUCAUCACAAUCAUCAUCAGGAGCACGACAGCUCCGAGUCGGAAACUGAGAACACGAUCAUGGAGGAUGAGAUCGUGACCUCGGAGAAGUUUUUACUGCUCAUCGAUCAGCUCACCGUAGACCAGAAACACUUAAGCAUCAAGGAUAUCGGGAUCAUCCUCGAACGGCUCAGCUCGAAGAUCCUCGACGUGGAGCGACUUGACAGAGAGAGCGAAAGCGAGGAGUGUUACAACUGGACGAUCAAGGCGAUCAUUAGGGGAAACGUGUUGAGGGAGCUCGGGGUGAUUUACAACGGGAACUACUACGCGAUCUCAGAGCAUCCUGGCUACAAGGAGGAGUCCGAGGAGAAUAACGAGGAUAACGAGGAAGAAGAGGAGGAUAGACUUUAAUAUGAUGCUGUUUUACUAGAUAGAUAGAUAGAUAGAUAGAUAGAUAGAUAGAUAGAUAGAUAGAUAGAUAGAUAGAUAGAUUAUACACCUAUCAAUGGUUAUUAUUAAUAUAGUAUGUAUCGAGAUGCAGAGAGGGGGCUUUUCGAGAUGAUUCAAGAGAUCGCAAAGGAUGACGACAAUGACGACGACGACGACGACGACGACGACGACAACCACGACGACGACGAUGACAACUAUGAUGAUAAUGAACGGAAUGAGGAGGGGUAAAACGAGAGCGGAAGCGAAACGUGAUUUUUUUUUCAAAAUGUUUUCAUAAUAAAACAAAA